Molecule: messenger RNA, 2889 nt
Organism: Triplophysa rosa
Lineage: Eukaryota; Metazoa; Chordata; Actinopteri; Cypriniformes; Nemacheilidae
Gene: orc3
Product: origin recognition complex, subunit 3
Exons: 17
Coding region: 545-2320 (591 amino acids)
Biological process (GO): DNA replication initiation; DNA replication
Cellular component (GO): nuclear origin of replication recognition complex; nuclear pre-replicative complex; DNA replication preinitiation complex
Molecular function (GO): DNA replication origin binding
Source: RefSeq, a predicted model, not a curated record
GGAGAACUACUCUUUUAAAAACAUGUAGAUAAAAACAAGCUGUAUGUCAUGGAUAAUGACACUAGUUGUGUGAAAAGCAUCAGUGUUUGUUUUGAAAAUGGCUCUCAAGCUAAAUCAUGGGUUAACAAUAAGGGUGUGACGAGACACUUAUCCGACAAGACGAGACAAGAUUUUUAGCCCUUUUUCAAAGAAAUCCUCAAUGAUGAAAUGUAUAUACCUUAAAAACACAAAAUGCAAAAAAUGUAGGCAUUAUAAAAUCAACUUAUUAAACAUCUAUUUUAUUGAAGUAAUAAACAAUAUGUAAACACUGCAAAAUGUUUUGUCACAAACUCAACUGACAGGCAGUAAUUGCACAAAAAUUUUGCUUUGUUUUCUUAACAGGUGCAGCUUUUAGUAAAGUGCUGUGGUUGCUUUCUCUAUAUGCUUUUGCAUAGUGCUCGUGUUAGCAGAGGUGGCGAUCAUUUCACACUGUCAAUCCUCCUUCCUCCACUGACUGAACCCUCAUGGCCUCCAGAGAAACAGGGUAAAUGUACCAGAUCACACUAUGACGUUUCGGAGUCUGUGUAAUCUCCUUCAAGAAUCUGUCACUCCGUUUGUUGUGUCGCUUCAUGCCAAAGAAUGUCCAGCUGUUAAGUUUUUAAUUCAGAGAGUUCUAGAGCAGCUGAUGGGUAGAGGAAUGGCUCUGGACAAAGAACAAGAGGAUGAUACAGCUCUGCAUUUGAAUACCCAAUGUAGUAUUAGUGAUCUUUGCCAGUGGUACAACUCGGUUAAGAAGCCUGACCUGAAAAAUAAUGGCCUGUACUGGAGUUUGCCUAUUGUCGUGAUCUUCAAAGACUUUGAGGCUUUCAACUUGGAAGCUUUACAGGAUUUUAUCCUUAUCUGCAGUCAGUACGCCCAGGAGCUUCCACUCAUCUUUAUCUUUGGCAUUGCAACAUCUCCCAUCACUAUCCAGCACAGGCUGCCUCACUCAGUUUCAUCUUUGCUCUGCAUUGAGGUCUUUCAUUCCCUCUCAUGUACUCGGCACUUAGCCUGUGUCUUCGACAAGCUGAUUCUGACUUCUCAGUUCCCAUUCAAGCUCAGCAGUAGGGUGAUACAGGUUCUGAUUGGCAUCUUCCUCUACCAUGACUUUUCAGUUCAAAGUUUUGUUAAGGGCCUCCAGCUCUCCAUGUUAGAGCACUUUAAUAGCCAGCCUCUCAGUGUCCUUUGCUGCAAGAAACAGGAGGCCUUGCUUCGUGCCAAGACGCUGAGCCAGAAAAAUGUGGAAAGGAUCCGUCAUCUCCCCUCAUUCAUGAGGUAUGUGGAGACUCAGGAGCCACAAGAUCAGGUUUUGCUUCUUACCAGUGAUGAACAUGUCAAGGAAGUGUGUCAGAAAUUGCUGAAAAACCUUCAUAAAUACCAUAAGAAUUACUAUCCUAUUCUCCAGUGUCUGUACUCUUUGACGUCAUUGCUACCCAAGUGUCCCCUGGGAAAACAUAUAAGAGAGCUCCAUGUAACCUGCAAUGAGAAGAAUGUUUGGGAAAUGGAAGAGUAUCAUUCAGCCAUGCAGCUUCUGAGGAUUCUAGCAAAAGAUGAGCUUGUUGCAGCUUUACGGGAGUGUGCUGAAAUUCUUAAAUCAGCUGAUACCAAGAAAAUGCAGAAUGUGCUCAAACAAGUGGAUGAGUUUGUUGUCAGAUUGGAAGAGUUGGAAAAUCUCCCCACCGAAGAUCUUCCUGGGGAUGAUGUCAUCACCUUUUCAGGAAAGGAUAUUCAAAGAAGAACAGAUCUUCAUUACCUUCAGAAGGCUCUGCUGGAAAAAGAGUCCAGAAAAACAAGAAAAAUGAGCCCAUUCGAAAUACUUCGAAACCAGGUGCUACAAUAUAUUGAUGAACUUGUGAGAGAGUUCCUGACUCCAGCAGAGCUUCAACCUCUUAGUGAAGUAUGUUACUACAGCUCCUCUGGGGUGCUGCGGCAGCGACUCAAUGCUGCCCCCCGCACAUCUAUUCAAGCUGCUCUCAGUCAUCCUUUUCACUACCUGCAGAAUGAAGCCUUGAAAACAAAUGCUGGCAUGGUUUCUAGUGCUGCACCUGACCUCUGCAUCAUAUACAAGCUUCAUCUUGAGUGUGGAAGACUUAUAAAUCUAUAUGAUUGGCUUGAGGCCUUUGUGACCGUAAGCUCAGCUGCUGAGGACAAAGAAGCAAAUUCUGAUGAGUAUGACAAACUUGAAAAUCUCAAAAAUGCUUGCUUCAUUCAGGCUGUUUCUGAGAUGGAAUUCCUUGGUUUUGUUAAAUCAACAAAACAGAAGACUGAUCAUGUGGCAAGACUGACUUGGGGAGGUUGUUAGAGAAUCAUCCAUACAGCCCUAAUGUUUAAUGUCUUUUGAACUACAACUAUUUUAAGCUGCCAGCAUUGCAUGUUAUGUAUUUUCUCUUUUCAGAUCGUCUCUAACUUCAUAGUGACGAUUUUAUUAUUGUAUAAACGGGGUAAUAACCUCAGUUAGGGAGGUUGUUAGAGGAACUUUCAAACACUCUAGUUUCUUGAACGUGAGCCAUUGUCAUUUUAUUAACUAUGUACUUUUGAUUUGAGUCCUUUGAUACAUUUAACUGUGUGCCAAGUAUUACAAUAAAGUAGAAUAUUCUGUUUUUUAAUGUCUCUGUCAAAAAUUCUAUAGAGCAAGAAAGUUUUAUUUGACAACCUUUACCUACAGCAUUCUUUAAACUGCAGUCCAUAACUUUUGCCUCUAUCGCCAGUUACCUUAUGGGUUUAUCAUGAAGUGUGUUUAAAAUACCAAGCAUUUUCAUAGAAAUCUAAACCAAGAGUUAAAAUUAUUGUUAUGUGUUCACCAUUGUAGUAAUUGUGAAUACAGAUUGUAGAUUUAAUUAAAAUUAAAAAUGAAAACAUGUGUUGACUGAU